AUGCCGCGCGAAGUUGGAGACAUCAAGCAGUUCAUCGAGAUCUGCCGGCGUGAGGAUGCAUCCGAGAGCGACCAAACGACGAACAACGGACAAACGACGAGGAUAGAAGCGUAUCUAACACCAACUGCAGACGCCCGGAUCAAGAAGUCCAAGAAGACCAGCCUGACCAAGUUCAAGGUCCGGUGCCGGCGCAACCUGUACACCCUGGUUCUCAAGGACUCUGACAAGGCCGACAAGCUGAAGCAGAGCCUGCCCCCUAACCUGACCUGCACCGAGGUCAGCAAGAAGAACAAGAAGACGGCAUAA
Messenger RNA from Sporothrix schenckii 1099-18, 306 nucleotides. RefSeq names its product large subunit ribosomal protein L38e. Gene Ontology annotation, cellular component: ribosome; cytosolic large ribosomal subunit. The transcript is spliced from 4 exons. The record is from RefSeq and is a predicted model, not a curated record. Gene Ontology annotation, biological process: translation; protein-RNA complex assembly. The coding region runs from base 1 to 306 and encodes 101 amino acids. Gene Ontology annotation, molecular function: structural constituent of ribosome. Lineage: Eukaryota; Fungi; Ascomycota; Sordariomycetes; Ophiostomatales; Ophiostomataceae.